GCCAUCGUAUGCAUAGACAUAGAGUUGGCGUCUGUUGUGACCAAAAGAGCGCACUUUUACACGACGUCUGGCGCUCUGUUGUCUCACUUGACUGUCACCUCAUUGUCACUCAUUUGAUCCAAUUAUGGCGAAGGCACAUAUCGUGAAUAUAGUGGUGUUGGACAAUCCGUCGGAUUUCUUCAAUCCAUUCCAGUUUGAGAUCACAUUUGAAUGCAUUGAAGACCUGAAGGAGGACUUGGAGUGGAAGAUAAUAUACGUGGGAUCGGCUGAGAGCGAAGAACACGACCAAACACUGGACACCGUAUUCGUAGGUCCGGUGCCGGAGGGACGGCAUAUGUUUGUGUUUCAGGCCGACCCGCCCGACCCCGCAAAGAUCCCGGUGGCCGACGCCGUGGGGGUCACUGUCGUGCUGUUGACCUGUUCUUACAGGGGAAAGGAGUUCAUCAGAGUUGGCUAUUAUGUGAACAACGAGUACAUGGAUGCAGAGCUCCGGGAGAACCCUCCGACGGCCCCUCUCUUUGAUAAGCUUCAGCGCAAUGUGUUGGCCACCAGUCCUCGUGUCACCCGAUUUAAGAUCGAUUGGGGGGACAAUCCGUGCGACAACUCGGAGCCCAUCGAAGCAAACAGUGAGCCUAUGGUCACCGAAAGCAACGGUCAUAACACCAGUGGCAAUGGCAAUGCCGUCCACUCAGACUCCAGUCAACAACACGUGUCCGAUGAUAGUGUCGGUCCACUCAAACCAGUGCUCUGUCAGGACAGUAACCACAGUCAGACAUAUCUAGUGGUGGCACUCGUGGUGAUCGGUUGGGUGGCCAGUGAUGACACCCUAUACUUCUCACCCAAACCUCAGGACAAGAGUGUGAUUGAAGGCAAACCAGUGGUGAUUGAGUGCGGAAUCGGCGACAAUGGGAGCGGUCAUCACAUUACCAUCCAUUGGAGUCAUGACAACAAGCAUGUGGUGUAUGACUCGCGAAGGUUCCAGAAGAAUGGCAAUCUGGUCAUCACUUAUGCGGAUCACACCAAAGACUCGGGUCAUUACACUUGUGUUGCCACUAAUGACACUUCCGGGUUGAGCGAUUUCGUAAAAGUCAGCCAACACUUGGAGCCCAAAAGUGAGAGUAAUCCAGAGAAUAAUGAGAUAAUAGUGAGCUGUGAUGCUGUGGGCAAUCCUGAGCCCAGAAUUGAAUUCCUAUACAAUUCGGUGAAAAUCCAUCGAAACUCAAAGCUCUCUGUUCGUCAUAAACGCCUUCACAUAUCCAACGAAUCGGCCGCUAAUAAUGGCAUCUAUUCGUGUCGGGCCAGCAAUAGUGCCGCUAAAGUAGACAGCAAUGAGAACUUUGAACUCAAUAUUAAAGUAAUUAAAGUGAACGAAAGUAUUGAACUGAAGUGUGUGUUCACGAACGCGAUAUCCAUUGAAUGGUAUGCACCCAACAAAGAUGUGCCAAUUGUGAACAACUCGAGAAUUACUGUUUACCCGAACGGUUCACUUGUAAUAAAUCGAGUCGAGAAAGAAGACAACGGCUAUUAUAAAUGUGUUGCCCUUCCCAUUGAUAGCAAGGAUUCUGACAAAACUCAGACAUUUUCCACUCGCCUUCAAAUUGCCUAUUUAGAAGAUUUCGAUGCAAAUGAUUUGAGCUCAACAUAUGCGCCAAACCUUAAUUUACAUGUCGUGCCAAAGAAUAGUCCAAAAAUUGAAUUCUUUUGUAUUCCUCCAAACGGUGUCCCAAAGCCCAGGCUGUGGUGGGAAGACCCGAACGGCAAUAUUGUCUCCGAUUCCGGAAGGAUUCGCGUCGACGAGAAUACACUGAUUAUUGAGGGACCCGUCAAGAAGAGCGAUGGCGGCAAAUACUAUUGUGUGGCACACAAUAUGGCCGCGAAGACCAGCAAAUUCUUCGACAUAUACGUGUCAACCCCUCCCACACUCACUGAUCCCAACAGUAUUAUUGCUGAUGAGGACGGACUGGCAAAUCUGGAACUCCAUUCUAAGUCUAAACUGAUCUGUAAAGCCAGAGGCGCCCCAAUUCUGACCGUCAAAUGGGUUAAAUGGACUAAAGAGGGCCAACUGAAGGGCUUGGAGUGGCCCAACCAUAUACACGACUCAAACGGCACACUUGAAUUCAAUGUCGUUAAUAGAGAGGACGCUGGUAACUAUACUUGUAUUGCCACCAAUUCUCAAGGAAUUAUCAAUACAAGCAUUGAGGUUAAACCCAAGUUCACUGUUGAACCUAAACCCCAAUCCAUUGUUGAAGGCGUUUCUGUACUGUUAGACUGUAAGGCAGAGGCAGGCAAUUCCGGGGGUUUCAGCCGCACUGAAGUCACUCUUACUGUUAAGAGCGCCGAUACCUAUAAUUUGAAUCAUUUAGGGAUGAAUUCCGAAGAGAAUAAGAAUAAGAUGACGAGAACUGUUACCAUAACGUUAGGCGCUGCGGCUCUCUAUAUGUUUCUGGUUAUGGCUCUUAUGAUAUACUGUCGGUACAGGAGAGCCAAACGAAAGGCAUCGGCAGUCACUCGAACGGCUCAUAACAAUAAGUCAGAGAACGGCGACUUAGAGCUCAAAGAUCGCGCCAAGACUGCCGACAACCCCGAACAGCACCGACUCCUUACGGACGACAAGCAAAAGCAAACGGCAAAUAAGAUCCGAAGUGAGGGCGACCUCCACUCGCAGACGUCCAGUAAUCACAGCUCCAAACGAAGUAAAUCUCCGUUUGACAAACUAGAGAUGGCUCGACACGACCUCCAAAAGUUAUGUCUCCUUGGUCAUGGAGAGUUCGGUGAAGUAUUCUUAGCCAAAGCUAACAUCAAUAACAAUAAAAGCAUAGAAAACGGACAAAUCGUUUUGGUUAAGGUUUUGCAGUCAAAGGACGAGAAUAUAGUGUUUGACUAUAAGAGGGAAAUCGAAAUGUUUCACAAACUAAGUAACGAUAGAAUCGUCAAAGUGAUCGGUCUUUGCAGAUCGGAUUCGGAUCCAUUUUGGUUUGUAUUGGAAUACAGCGAUUGGGGAGAUCUGAAGCAAUUUCUUUUGGCCACAAGAGAUGAUAAGAGCCGUCGGGGCGGCCCUAAGCCUACACCACUCACAUUACCACAAAUGAUUGGAAUCGGACAACAAAUUGCUUUCGCAAUGGAGUACUUAACUAAUAACCGAUUCGUUCACAAAGACUUGGCCACAAGAAACUGCUUGAUUACCUCUAAACUUGACAUUAAACUUAGCAGUACUUCGCUGUCGAAAGAUACCUAUUCUGCAGAAUAUUUCAAUUACCAAAACCGUGAUCUCCCGAUCCGAUGGGCGCCACACGAGGCGGUCAUAGAGGACGAGUGGUCGGCCAAAAGUGAUGUCUAUUCGUUCGCAGUCAUCGUUUGGGAGAUUUGCUUUCAGGCAGAACUUCCAUUCUCUCAGAUGAAUGAUUUAAGUGUUAUUCGUUUGCUUGAACAAAAUGAACUCAAACUCGAGGCGCCCGAAGCCAUACCAAACAUUUUGAGGGAUCUAUUGAUGAAAUAUCCAUCGCCAACAGCCGUACCUCUAAUGGAGUACAGUAUACCUACCAGUGCUUCACAGUUCGCAUCCAAGAGAGCAUCGCAUGCAGUGAUGCCUAAAGCCAACAGUCAUAAGGAGGCGCCGCCUAAAGGAUUACUUCACGUGAACUUCAGCACUGAAAAGAGCGAACUGUCCGACAGGAAGACGAAAUACUUGACCGCAAAGUACGGACAGCACCAGAUGAACCUCAUUAAGAAACGAUUACGGGUCGAGACCUGGAUGUAUGACCAGCUCCAGACCCUCUACAACAUAUCCGACGACUCAAAUGACAUUGAAAUAGAUUUGGACGAACUCCUGGAUGUGGAGGAAGACUUGGGGCGCAAAGAAUGGCUUAGAAGCAAAUUAAUAGACGCCAAACAGUCCAAAGACAUCGUCGAGACGUUUAUCGUAGAACUGCUGGAAAAGGCAAAAACUCUCUGAAUAUGAGCCACAUUUACAACCAAACGAUAGCUAUUGAAAUAAUUAUUAAUUUAUACAAAUCUUUUUAUUCGUCUAUUGAACAAAUAAUUUAAAGCAAAGCCUCGAAUUGGGAAUAAUGUAAUUCUAAUUCAUAUGCAAACAUUUCAAAGUUUGACUAAAAUUGAGUUCAAUUAAUACCAUCAAAUGCAAUGGAGAUAAUAAGCACCGCUAGAAUGGAUCUCGCGAUUUAAUUGACAAUAUUUCAAACGCUUAUACAAACAACUAGUCAUCCAUUUAUGCAUCAUAUAUGCAUUCAGAUUGCAAUGCUUUUCAUUAAACUUAAUCACUAAUCAAUCAAUGGUUUAAAUUGCAAAUAUUGUUUAGAAGACAAUGACUUGAGUGCCAACUCUUGCGAACAAACUCGACAUCAUAUAAACCAAAGAAAGUAUACUUUUGAUUAGAAAACCAUUUGAUUCAUUAACUUGUUUGUCCUGUUUAUUAAUUAACAUGUAUUUUAGUUAAUUAGACUAUUUUAGACUGGCUUUAGAGUCGAAUACUUUACUAAUAUCUCAUUUACAAUACUGUAAUUAAAAAUGUUUUCAUUUAAAAGCUUAUUUUCUAUGAAAUGAUAUAACGUUACUGUAAUUUAUAAUACACCGUAAGUUUGCCUCCAAAUCUGCAAAUAUAGUC
Molecule: messenger RNA, 4621 nt
Organism: Oppiella nova
Lineage: Eukaryota; Metazoa; Arthropoda; Arachnida; Sarcoptiformes; Oppiidae
Source: the annotation of a GenBank genome assembly